This is a messenger RNA of Perkinsus marinus ATCC 50983, 162 nucleotides long. RefSeq lists its product as hypothetical. The annotation marks the transcript as partial. NCBI's taxonomy places the organism in Eukaryota, Perkinsozoa, Perkinsida, Perkinsidae. The transcript has a single exon. The record is from RefSeq and is a predicted model, not a curated record.
GUUCGAGUGUCGGUGUCACCAGUCCGAUUGGAGGAUACAGAUGCUCUCACAUUGGGAUUGAUUCGUUUAAAGCAGGCUGACCCAGCUGCUAGUGUGGCGCGGAAUCCAGACACAGGAGAACUGCUCGUUGGAUGCUGCGGCGAUGAGCACCUGCAUCGUUGU